GGUGGAUAAGAGGGCUUGGUGGUACGGAGUUGGCGGGAUGUAAAUGAUCGUUGGUGUGAUGCAAAUAAGCGCUGGCGGCCUUUGUUUGAUGUUUUGGCACGGCUGGAGUGCUUCCCAGCGCACGUUGUCGUAGACUUCGAGUUUGUUGAGGAUAUGCGAGACUUUUUCGAACCUCCUGAGGCGGGCCUCCGUUGCGAUCGUCGAAAUGCCGGCUUGUUGAUAUCGCUCCACUAUGUGGUGAUGACAACUGUGGUCCCUAAACUCAUGUUCUUGGCUGGAACAACAAUGUCUUCCCAACCCCCGUCGCUAUCGCGCCUAAAAUGGGGCUCUCACUUUUUUUGGAUAGUGAAUACGGCAUGCAGAAAAUCGGACAUCUCUCGGAGGCUACAAUCGAGACUUCCUUCUCUAGCCAAGCAGAUUGACACCCUCACCAAUGUGGUCAGCGAGACAAAACGGCUUCGCCGAUUGGGAAACAUCGUUUUCGGAUUCGUUUUCAGACUUGCUGGCCAAAUUAGGGUUCAUCAUAUUUGUGUGACCUGAUUCAUCUGCAUGUUCGAAUCUGCAUCACGAAUUGAAGUCCUCGCACACCUGCUUUGACGAGUAUUGGAAAAGCCCUGAACGU
Messenger RNA from Hyaloscypha bicolor E, 622 nucleotides. RefSeq lists its product as uncharacterized. The record is from RefSeq and is a predicted model, not a curated record. Lineage: Eukaryota; Fungi; Ascomycota; Leotiomycetes; Helotiales; Hyaloscyphaceae. Bases 154 to 540 code for a protein of 128 amino acids. The transcript has a single exon.